AUGAAAUUCAUUUCAAUGUUUAUUGUCAACAUUAUAAUAAUAAUGAUAAUUUAUCCAGAAUUUAUUCAACAAUUUACAUUACAACGAUAUGAAGAAUUUUUACGUUCACAUGGUAUCUAUAAAUCAAAUGAUGAUAAUGGUAUUGAAGAAUUUGGUUCAAAAACCUGGAUUCCAUCAUUAAAACAAAUGAAAAAAUAUAAUUAUAUUGAUUGUGGUUAUGAUUUAUUUGAUCAAACAAUAUCGUUUGCUGUUAUUAUGAAUCGUAUUUAUCAAUUUAAAUUAUCAACAUAUCCUACUCAUUAUGAACCACCAUAUUAUGCAUCAUAUGUUGAUGUUAUUAUUUAUGAUGAUGUACAUGAACGAUAUUCAAAAAAAGAUCAUUUAUUACAUGUUUUUAAUGGUUAUCGUUUGGGUGUUGAUCAAAUUGUUCCAGAAAUCAAUGAUUUAGGUAAUUUUCAAAAACGUUUAUCACAUUUAAUAUAUGCCUUUCAAGACGAACGUAAAAAACGUUUAUUAAUAACAUUAGUAUGGAAAAAAUAUAUAAGUUUUACAUUAGCAAUACGUUUAUUAUUAUGUUGUGAUCGUUUAUGGAUGGCAUCAGAAUUUCAUUCAAGAUUAGAUGGUUAUUCAACGGAUUAUUUUCAUUAUAAUUAUCAUGCAUUAAAACCUACACAAUUUUUUCAACAAAUUCCAAUUUCAUUUGGUAAUCAAACAUUAAAUAUUGUAUGGGAAUUUGAUACUGAAUAUAUUAAAAUUAUCGAUUUCAAUAUAACAACACAUUUAUCAUCAUUAUGUUUUGGACAACAAACAAAUGAAACAUUAACACAAAUAAAAGCAACUGAAAUUUGUCAUUAUCAAAAUUUGGAUUAUGAUAUAACAACAAAAACAUUGAUUGAAUUUUUUCAAGCAUUUAGUUAUGGUUUUAAAAUGAUUACCGAUUUAAUACUUGUAUCUAAUACAAAAAAUUUAGUAUUAAUUGUUGAUGAAAAUCUUUUACUUACACAUUAUAAAGAAUAUCCAUAUGAAAUUAAAAACGCAGAAGAUUUUUUUGUUUGUUAU
Dermatophagoides pteronyssinus (European house dust mite) is the source of this 1059-nucleotide messenger RNA. RefSeq lists its product as uncharacterized. Lineage: Eukaryota; Metazoa; Arthropoda; Arachnida; Sarcoptiformes; Pyroglyphidae. The record is from RefSeq and is a predicted model, not a curated record.